This is a messenger RNA of Anthostomella pinea, 576 nucleotides long. The record is from the annotation of a GenBank genome assembly. Lineage: Eukaryota; Fungi; Ascomycota; Sordariomycetes; Xylariales; Xylariaceae.
AUGGGGAACAAGUGGGUUGAGCUUGUCUACGACCUUUGUGCAAGGCGUGGCAAAGUAAGUCAGUCACCCCCGGCACAGCAGCUUUCGGAAACAGCCGACAGGCCAGAGAUCGUCAUCACCAGGAUGCUCCCAGGAAAGAGAGUUGCGGCACCUCUACACGACAAGCCCCUGCCCACCCUUCCAGUAUUAUGUGCGACGCCACCGUUGCCACUGUCACAACGGCGUAUGCUGCAGCCUAGUCGAGAAGCCGUACACGACCCCCCUCAACGGGGGAUCAGCUGGUCCGAAGAUCAAAUCAACGCGCUACAGAGCGAAAACAAAAAGUUACGACAGCACAUUCUAAGACACAGGAGGAAAGAGUCCGAGAAUCACGAGACCAUUGCGCUGCUCACCCAGCAAAACGUCUGUUACCUCCGCGAAAUCGAGCAGCAGGACGAGAAGGUAACACGAAUAGCCGCAUUCGUUGCAACCACCUUCGAGGAGUACAAACACAGCAGAUGGAGUAGGCCCAAGGAGCCUCGCGCCAGCUACCACACCACCAUCAGCGACAUCAUUGGAAUUUACAGCGAGCUGUAG